GAUCUGAAAACACACACUCUUACGCGCACACACUCAAACGCAUCAUCUCUCCCAACAAAACGAGCUCUUUAAUUAACGAUCAUCUUCAGAUGAACGAUAACAGUGGUAACAACAGUAACAAUCGCCGGUAUCCUCCCGGUAUCGGAAAUGGUCGCGGCGGCGGCGGAUGGUAUGGCGGUGGUGGAGGUGGUAAUUUUCAAGCAAACCCUAAUUACCACCAUCAACCUCGAAAUGCUAAUCAAAUUCAACAGCAUCAGCAUCAACAUCAGCAGCAGCAGCAGUCACAGUACCUGCAGAGACAGCAGCCCACACAACAACAGUACAAUCAGAAGCAGCAGUGGCUAAGACUGAACCCUAAUAUCCCUGGUUCUUCUACUGCUAAUAGUAAUAACUAUGAAGUCGAGAAAACCGUGCAGUCAGAAAGCAGCGUUGAUUCAAGCUCUCAAGAUUGGAAGGCACACUUAAACAUACCUGCAGUGGAUAGCCGUUACAAGACUGAGGAUGUCACAGCUACAAAAGGAAAUGAAUUUGAGGACUACUUUUUGAAAAGGGAGCUACUUAUGGGAAUCUAUGAGAAGGGUUUUGAAAGACCUUCCCCCAUACAGGAGGAAAGCAUCCCUAUUGCUCUAACUGGUAGUGAUAUUCUUGCUAGAGCAAAAAAUGGAACUGGGAAAACAGCAGCCUUUUGUAUACCAGCUCUUGAAAAGAUUGAUACAGACAACAACGUCAUCCAAGUUGUCAUACUAGUUCCAACAAGAGAAUUGGCUCUUCAGACAUCACAAGUUUGCAAGGAACUUGGAAAGCAUUUACAAAUUCAAGUAAUGGUCACCACUGGAGGAACAAGUUUGAAAGAUGAUAUUAUGCGCUUAUAUCAACCUGUGCAUUUACUGGUUGGUACUCCUGGAAGAAUUCUUGAUCUAACCAAAAAGGGAGUGUGCAUUCUCAAUGAUUGUGCAAUGCUGGUGAUGGAUGAGGCUGAUAAGUUGUUGUCCCCAGAGUUUCAACCUUCCGUGGAGCAUCUAAUCAGUUUUCUUCCUGAGAGCCGCCAAAUUUUGAUGUUUUCGGCCACAUUCCCUGUUACCGUCAAAGAUUUCAAAGAUAGAUACCUGAAAAAACCGUAUGUUGUUAAUUUAAUGGAUGAGCUUACUCUUAAAGGUAUCACACAGUUUUACGCUUUUGUAGAAGAAAGACAGAAGGUUCACUGCCUCAACACUCUUUUCUCAAAGUUACAAAUCAACCAAUCCAUCAUUUUCUGCAAUUCUGUGAACCGGGUAGAGCUAUUAGCCAAGAAGAUUACGGAGCUCGGUUAUUCUUGCUUCUAUAUUCAUGCUAAAAUGUUGCAAGAUCACCGGAAUAGAGUGUUUCAUGACUUCCGCAAUGGUGCAUGCAGAAAUCUUGUUUGUACUGAUCUAUUUACAAGGGGUAUAGAUAUCCAAGCAGUCAAUGUUGUCAUCAAUUUUGAUUUUCCUAGGAAUGCCGAGACGUAUUUGCACAGGGUGGGUCGUUCCGGAAGGUUUGGACAUCUGGGUUUAGCUGUGAAUUUGAUAACUUAUGAAGACCGCUUUAACUUGUAUAGGAUUGAGCAGGAGCUUGGAACUGAAAUAAAACAAAUUCCUCCCCAAAUCGAUCAAGCCAUUUAUUGUCAGUGAUCCAUGACAUAUGCUUUGCAAUGAUUUAACAUCUUGGCGCAUUCCCAAUUAGAUGUGAAAUCAACAUGGAUAAAACAAACGCCUCUAGCAGGAGCUGAUUGGUGGAACUGUGGCUAGAGAAAUAGAAGGAUGACAGUCAUUCAAGACAAACGUUAGGCUUUUUUUCCUUUCCCUUUAGUUUAGCAUCUGUUAUAUGCUAGCUGUGUAUUUAGAUGAUUGUGGUGAAUAGCUUGUAGUUUCUUCUGCAUAUCCUGAAAAGAAAAAAGAAAAAAAGAAAAAAAAGCUUAAAAGAAACAAAACUUGAAAACUGAAAUAGUUAUGUUGAACAUUUUCUUAGAUUUAUGUUGGAUAUCAAAUUUAAAUUUCCUUUU
Molecule: messenger RNA, 2020 nt
Organism: Cynara cardunculus var. scolymus (artichoke)
Lineage: Eukaryota; Viridiplantae; Streptophyta; Magnoliopsida; Asterales; Asteraceae
Product: DEAD-box ATP-dependent RNA helicase 8-like
Exons: 10
Coding region: 90-1649 (519 amino acids)
Biological process (GO): cytoplasmic stress granule assembly; P-body assembly
Cellular component (GO): P-body; cytoplasmic stress granule
Molecular function (GO): ATP binding; mRNA binding; RNA helicase activity
Source: RefSeq, a predicted model, not a curated record